Messenger RNA from Falco peregrinus (peregrine falcon), 1054 nucleotides. It is a transcript of the gene TP53RK, whose product is annotated as TP53 regulating kinase. The transcript has 2 exons. The coding region runs from base 26 to 904 and encodes 292 amino acids. The record is from RefSeq and is a predicted model, not a curated record. Lineage: Eukaryota; Metazoa; Chordata; Aves; Falconiformes; Falconidae. Gene Ontology annotation, cellular component: nucleus; cytosol; EKC/KEOPS complex. Gene Ontology annotation, biological process: protein phosphorylation. Gene Ontology annotation, molecular function: ATP binding; protein serine/threonine kinase activity.
CGCUGUGUGGCGGCGGUGCCCUCUGAUGGCGGCGGCUGAGGCGGAGGCGGGCGGCCUGCGCUCUGGCAUGGCCGGGGCGGCGGGCCCCGUGGCGGCCGAGGCGGGGGCGGCGGGCCCCGCGAUGGCCGAGCCCGGGGCGGCGGGCCCCGUGGCGGCUGAGGCGGGGGCGGCGGGCCCCGCGAUGGCCGAGGCGGCCGCCGCGGGCCCAGCGGCGGCUGAGGCGCCGCCACCGCCGCCGCUGCCGGGGCUGCGGCUGGUGCAGCAGGGUGCCGAGGCGCACGUUUACCGCGGGCUCUUCCUGGGGCGGCCGGCCGUGGCCAAGCUCCGCGUCCCGAAGCGGUACCGCCACCCGGCGCUGGAGGAGCGGCUGAGCCGGCGGCGCACGGCGCAGGAGGCGCGCUCGCUGCUGCGGUGCCGGCGGGCAGGGAUUGCAGCUCCAGUGGUCUACUUUGUGGAUUAUGCCACCAACUCCAUAUAUCUUGAAGAUAUUGUUGACUCGGUUACCGUUCAAGACUAUAUUAAUUCUGUACAACAGAGUGGAAAUGAUACCAGUAGCCUCCUUAUCCUAGCAGAGAAGAUGGGUGAGUUGUUAGCAAGAAUGCACGAUGAAGACCUUAUCCAUGGGGAUCUCACAACUUCCAAUAUACUUCUGCGGUCACCCACGGAGAAGCUGGACUUGGUGCUGAUAGACUUUGGACUCAGUUUUAUUUCAGGUCUUCCGGAGGAUAAAGGAGUUGAUUUGUAUGUUCUGGAAAAAGCGUUCCUUAGCACCCAUCCAGACACUGAAGAUAUGUUUAAAGCUCUGCUAAAGACCUAUGCAGCUACAUCUAAAAAAUCUGGUCCAGUGAUCAAAAGGCUGGAUGAAGUACGACUAAGGGGAAGGAAGAGAACCAUGGUUGGGUAGAAGAGAGCAAGUUUUGGGAUGGAGAAAUGUUUACUGCUUGGGUUCUGCAAAUACGGCUGUUUAUACUUCCAGUUGGUUUUAUUUGACGGAUUGCUAUUUUAAUAACUGUAUCUUCAAAUUAAAUAAAUUUGAAUAAGUUUGUGUCAUAAA